Equus quagga is the source of this 550-nucleotide messenger RNA. It is a transcript of the gene S100A4, whose product is annotated as S100 calcium binding protein A4. Gene Ontology annotation, biological process: positive regulation of canonical NF-kappaB signal transduction. Gene Ontology annotation, cellular component: cytoplasm; nucleus; perinuclear region of cytoplasm. The transcript has 3 exons. The record is from RefSeq and is a predicted model, not a curated record. Gene Ontology annotation, molecular function: calcium ion binding; RAGE receptor binding; transition metal ion binding. Bases 111 to 416 code for a protein of 101 amino acids. NCBI's taxonomy places the organism in Eukaryota, Metazoa, Chordata, Mammalia, Perissodactyla, Equidae.
CUGGCCAGGGUAUAAAUAGGUCAGACCGCUGGGCUUUCCCCACUCUUCCUCUCUCCCCAACCCUCUCUCCUCAGCGCUUCCUCUCUCUUGGCCUGAUCCUGACUGCCACCAUGGCGUACCCCCUGGAGAAGGCCCUGGAUGUGAUGGUAUCCACCUUCCACAAGUACUCCGGCAAGGAGGGUGACAAGUUCAAGCUCAACAAGUCAGAGCUAAAGGAGCUGCUGACCCGGGAGCUGCCCAGCUUUUUGGGGAAAAGGACAGAUGAAGCUGCAUUCCAGAAGCUGAUGAGCAACUUGGACAGCAACAAGGACAACGAGGUGGAUUUCCAGGAGUACUGUGUCUUCCUGUCCUGCAUCGCCAUGAUGUGCAACGAGUUCUUCGAAGGCUUCCCCGAUAAGCAGCCCCGGAAGAAAUGAAGGCUCCUGAGAUGCGGGUGGGGCCUGCCAGCUGGGGUCUUCUCUGUUGGCAGUGGGCAUGGUGCCUCACCUUGGCUCCUCCAGAUGGGUGUAUGAUGCAGAGCAAGUUCAAUAAAGAUUCUUGGAAGCUUUGA